AGGGCGACCUUGGUUUUCUCCCGCAAGCUUUGACUAUGACAGUCUAGUGCCUAGAUUUUUUGUGAUUAUAGGAAACAUGAAAUCAGAAAAUGGUGCAACGCUUCCAUUCAAUACCGAUACACUUGUGUCAGUGCUUUCUCAGAAUCUAGAAUUAAAUUUAAAACCCCAUCAAGUUUUACAGCUUAUUAAAAAGUUAUCAAAUAACUUGACUGGUCAACAGAAAACAAAUUUACUUGAACAUCUUCUGGGUUUAACAACUAUUGGACAUUUUGAAAGUUUACGCUUAGCUACACACCUUCAUUCAUCAUGUCAUCGUAUGCCAGAUUGUUGUGAUUUUGUUACCUGGUUACCGGCUGAAUUAACUUUAAGAAUUUUCUCCUAUCUAUCAUGGAAAUCUUUAGUCAUUUGUUCAGAAGUGAAUAAAAGUUGGUUGAAAUAUGCACGACAUCCAGAGUUGUAUCGUCAUUUAUGCAUGCAACCCCAAUGGUCAUCACCUAUUCAACAGAAAUCACAAUUAUUUAAUAAAUUAAUGUUAUCCAGUGGAUGUAAUUAUCGUGUACAAGAUGAAAAUAUAAACAAGUCUGAUAGUUUAACCAAACAUUCUGUAGAUAUUAAUUGGUUGAAUGUAUUCAAGAAACGCGUAUGUUUACGACGUAAUUUUCGUUUGGGUAAACAUCGAAUACGCAGGUUCAAUGGACACAGUGGAGCGGUUUAUUGUGUUGACUGUGAUGCCUAUCGUAUUGUUAGUGGAUCAGCUGAUGCUACAAUCCGUGUAUGGAAUAUUCGUACAAAUGCAAAAUGGUCUGUUCAAACACUUCGAGGACAUUCAGAUGCUGUACGCUGUGUACAACUGUUAUCAUUACCUCACCACUUAUCCAACAAUAGCAAUAAUCUGAAUAAUACAAAUAAUAACUCACCUCCUGUGCAUUGUAUUCAUGAAUCAAUUGCUUCAAUACCAUGUUCACUUUGUAAAUUGGAUCCAACUAUUAAUUAUCCUAAUUGUUGGGAACCGCCUGAAGUUCUUCUUAUAUCUGGUAGUGCAGAUACAACAUUAAAACUAUGGCAUCUUUCAUCAACCCCGAACUGGUCGCGUAUCGCAUGUACAUGCACACUACAAGGGCACACUGAUACUGUUCGAUGUGUUCAAGCUGACCAUGAAAAAGUGAUUAGCGGUUCAUAUGAUUGUACCCUACGUUUAUGGAGUAUACAUAGUGGUCAGGUGAAAAGAAUAUUCCGUGGUCAUUCAGCCGGUAUAACUUGUCUAGUGUACAGUGAUAAUCUUCUUUAUUCUGGUUCUCUGGAUAAUACAGUUCGAAUAUGGAAUAUAUCUACUGGUGUAUGUUAUUAUACACUAGCUCGACCCAUAUUUUCAAGUAAUCUACCCGAAGUGUCCAUCUCGUCUUCCGUUUCAUGCUUACACUUGGAUUAUGCACAGAAUAGACUUGUUGUAGCCUAUCACGACGGUGUAGUAUUAACUAAGCAUUUAUCAGUACUUGUUGAAUUGAUGAAACCUCAUCAACGCGACAACACCUACAAUACUACUACUAAUUCUAUUAGUAGUAGUAGUAGUAAUAAUGGUGAUCAAAGUCAUAGUAUAGCACACUGGUCACUUUCGUCAGAUACGAUCUAUUUAGAUGAAUAUUUAUAUACAAAUGAUUAUAAAUCAGGUACGCUAAUUCGUUGUUUAACUGGUGAUGCAUGGCAUAUUAUAUGCGGUUCGGAUGAUAAAUCGAUAAAGGUUUGGCAAGUAGGUGAUAAUAAAUUUGUCAAUAGUUUACAAGAACAUGAAGAUGGUGUAACUUGUGCUGUGAUAUCUGGUUCUGUGAUAAUCUCUGGAUCCUAUGAUAAAACUGUAAUCUUAUACGAUUUUGAUGUUAUAUAACAAACAGAAUGAUGGAUUGUUAUACUUGGUUUUGUUUUUUUUAUAGGGUGUUUUUGUCUUUUCUCGCAUUCUUCACAAUUGUACAUUUUAACUUUUUGGUGUUUUCACAUUUCCCAACCCCGCCCUCUGUCUCUCUCAUGGGAUCACUCAACUUGUAUAUUAUUGUUAUUAUUAUUACUACUACUAUUAUAUUGCUUUCAGGUGUAAUUUCACUCUGCUUAUUUUAUAAUCAAUAUUUACUAUAUAUUGCAUCAUUUAUUAUUAUUAUUUGUUUUUAUGUGAUAAAUGCUUGUAGUUUCAUCUGUUCACUUCCCUUUUGUAUGUACAAUGUUCAUGUUACUACUUAUUUAUUUGUCUGGAAGUAGUCGUAUAUCAAGGAUCUUUAACUGUCUUUAAUGAUCUUCCAAAAUGUUGACUUCUCUUCCAAAAGAAGUUAGGUAUUAUUAUUAUGUGAUGUGUGUAUGCUUUAGGAGAUAUUUCAGUUUUCUUUUUAAAAUAAGAAACAACCUCAAGUGUCUUUGUUCCCUUAGCUUACCUAUAGGUGUUUUCCUGAAGUCAUAGCAUUUCACUUGUAGUUAUUACUUGUUUCAAUUGAAUUUUAAAAAACCUCUUCUCGGGUAAAUUUUAUUGUUUUUUUUUACAUAAUUUCUUCUCAGUUCUAAUUACAUAUAUAUAAAACCUUACUACUUAAUCAGAAGUUUUCAGUUAUUUCAAUAUAGAAAGCGAAAACUUAUAAAUCAAUGAAGAGAGAGAGAGAGUCUUGUCUGCGGCAUCACAUACUUGCUACAGAUGUACACAACUGUAAUUAUAUGCAAUGUUUCUUUUUUCUCCUGAAUUACUACAGUGGUUUUACAUUUCAACAUACCUGUAGAUUUCUUUUAAGAAGUUCGGAGCGACAAUCUGAUUGAUUAAUUAAACCAAAAACCAUUUUGAGUGAUGCUUAAGAUCCAAAAACGCAGGAUUUGUUUAAAGCACCUUCUAUAUUAUACAUGAAAUAAUAAAAUACAAUUUAAAAACAUCAAAUUAUGAGGUAUCUUUAGCUGAAUGCUGUCAGAGAAAUAGCAGGGCUACUAUCCACGAUCAGAUUAAACAGCGCGCGGAUGCCAGACAAACAAAAAAAUCGAUUUGAAUAAAUAAUGCUUAACACAGGUUAUUUAAAUAAAGUAGAUGCUGUUUAGCUAUGAGGAAAUAAUUACUAUAUAUUGUUAACUUGAAUAUUCCCAUAAUUUAUUCAGUAUGAAAGUGAAAGCUGACGCACACCUGAUAUCAAUGGUCGGCCUGCAAAAUUUGGUCUACCGAUAUGAUAUCACAUGCUGAAAAUUCUAUACUUGUACCAAAAAUACACUGUGGAAUCAGGCUGUAAUCAAAACUAUAAUAUAUAUAUAUAUAUAUAUAUAUAUAUAUAUAUGCUGAAAAUUGUGCAUAUUGUGUGAACUUAUUGUGUAUAAUAAAGCUAUUGUUAUAAUUAUUGAUGUGACUUCGAAUUGUCGUUUUAUCAGAAAGUCCCACAAUCUGAACACAUUGUAGAAUGCGAUGCAAAAACAUUGAAGAUGAAAUUGAAGCUAAACGGCUGAAUGAAGUCCAGGUAGAAGGCUUAAACACUAAUGCGUGCCCUAAUAUGAUUUAUAGUCAUGUAACAAGUGACAAACCGGGAUGAAUACAUAGUGAUAUCGUACAACUUAUCUGUCGACAGCCUGGCGUAGUAAGCUCGAGGAAUGUGCUUAAUGAUAGCACAAUGAGUGAGCGAGCCACGUACAAGCAGUCAAAAAGGAUAAAGAUGGCGCAGCGACCUAAUACAUGAAUGCGUUAAAACAAAAGUUCAGAUAUUCAAGAUGCACUAUAGUUUAUUCCCACCCCCUUAGAAGGUUGAUGGGAAAGCGGCAACCUUCUAUACAUGAAAGCAGGAGGUUGAGAGAUAGAGGUUUGUACAAUAACACUCAGGAAAAAAGGAAGACUAAAGACAGUAAUGAACAAGUGUGAAAGGAAGGAAACAGGUUAAGCGUUAUAUAAGAAGAGAUAACGAUUUCACAAAGUUUUAGGUUGUUUUUAGUAUUAUUUUUAUUUUAUUGUAUCGGUUAAUAUUAUUAGAUUUUUCAAAACUCUACCGGUACGGGUUUAUGUGCCACACACUUAUGAUGCGUGGAGGUCUGUUGAUACCAACCCGUUGCCUAGGCGGAGAUAACGGAAAAGUGACUCAUUAUCUGUAAGUUGUAUCUUAAACCGAUGCUCCACUCUUCCGCUUCUACAAUAAGUACAAAUCGACACUAAAGAAAACAAAUAUACCAGGGUAUUCGAAAGAAAAAAGUAAAAACACAAAAAGAAAAGCAAAAAUGGAAGAAGAGGGUAAAAUUUAAAGUUGUCCGAAUACCUAGAAACAUGAAAGUUAUACCCCAGGUUGAAAUAAUACAAAUGAAAUUGCUAAUAGUACGAAAAUUUGUAGAAGUUACAGGGUGACAUGGCUCAAAAUCGUUCUCAGUGGCGCAGAUGCAUCCACUCCCCGUGACUUGUGA
Messenger RNA from Trichobilharzia regenti, 4392 nucleotides. The record is from the annotation of a GenBank genome assembly. NCBI's taxonomy places the organism in Eukaryota, Metazoa, Platyhelminthes, Trematoda, Strigeidida, Schistosomatidae.